This is a messenger RNA of Polypterus senegalus (gray bichir), 1814 nucleotides long. RefSeq names its product von Willebrand factor A domain-containing protein 1-like. NCBI's taxonomy places the organism in Eukaryota, Metazoa, Chordata, Cladistia, Polypteriformes, Polypteridae. Gene Ontology annotation, molecular function: protein binding. The transcript is spliced from 6 exons. The coding region runs from base 224 to 1783 and encodes 519 amino acids. The record is from RefSeq and is a predicted model, not a curated record.
GCACCGACUCAUUCUGCAAGCCAUCGUAACGUAAUGCGCACCAGGCUUGUUUCAAGUAAAAUCAGAUAAAUGCAUCGGCAAGCCGCGUGUCGUCUGUGCAGAAACGUUCGAAAAAGAAAAAUGAUGCGUGGUAAAGGAUCUUCAGCUAACGAUAAAUAAGGUUAUUAUAGACUUGGCGCGACACCUGAAUAAGAGUGACUGACAGGAGUUGUACAGCGAGAGAAUGUGGGUGAAGGUCUUCGUCCUUCUCAGCAUUGCUACCUGGGAUUUGGCCUCAACGGAGGUAACAGUAGACAGCACGGGUUACUGCAAAUCAUCAGAGGCAAGCACUGAUCUCAUCUUUCUUUUGGACAGCUCAAGUAGCAUCACACCCUGGGAGUUCUCCAGUUUUCUUUCAGUUUUCAAAAAUUUAGUUUCUGUCUUGAAUGUUGGUCCCAACCAUGUCCAGAUUGCCCUUGUGUCAGUUAGUGAUCUGCCCGUUUUGGAGUUUUCAUUUCAACAACAUACCACAGCCCAGGAAAUAUUAAGGUCCUUGAGUAAUGUGGAGCAAAGAAUGGGCAGCACCAAUUCUGGGCUUGCCCUGAAGUGGGUAUACGAGAUUGGCUUUACUAAGGAGCAUGGGUCUCGAGAUGCAGUCCAGAAGACUGUAGUUUGGGUAACAGAUGGCUUAUCUACUGAUGAUGUUGCCUGGCCUGCUAAGGUCUUAAAGGAUGCUGGAAUAUUAGUUCUAGUGGUGUCCACAGGAAGAUCAAGUCACGGUAUCCAAAAUGUGGCCAGCAGUGAGAGAACUAUGUUCUUUGUGGAUACAGACAAGUUGCUGGAUCUUGUAGUGGACUUAUGUGUGGCUAUAGUGGGUUCUGCCCCUCUACCAGGACCCAAUAUGCGUAAUGAGAUUCCUGAUAUAGCUGCUGCACUCUGGCAGCAGUCUGGCUCCCCUUUCAAAAAGCAAAAUUCACUGGAUAUUUUCUUCAAUAGAGUUCAGAGUGAUAUUGGGGCUUCUAGUCAAAUGAAUGAAGCACUGGAAAGUCAUAAUAUGACCAGACAGUCUGAGAAUAUUUCUGUUCUGACAUCAGUGAACACAUCAGAGAGUCCCAUAGACACUUCAACUAGUCAUCCGCCAGUUUCUCCACAGACAUUACUGGUCUCAGAAUCUGGUCCUCAAACCCUUUACCUCUCCAUACCUCCAUCUUUCCAUUCUCGCUAUCCCUACAAGCCACUAUUUGAUGGCAUGCCUGGUAGGACUAUUGGCUCAAAAGGUGGAGUGGCUUCGCUUGAGGUGAAAGCUGAAGGAAAGGAAGCAAGAGUUGUCCAAGUGAAAGCAAACUCAUCAUCCCUCAUCUCCACAACUUCUCAUUUUAAGCAGGGUGCCAAGAAACCUUAUUCAUUGAAAUCAAGAACGUUUAAAGAUGUAGAUACAAGGGAUCAACACUUUACUUCUGUUGCCAAUCGAUAUCCGCCACCUCAGCACCUCAUGCUGACUGAUGUUACAUCCAAUAGAAUAGCAGCAUCCUGGGCAGAACCUGAAGAUGGACAAGCAGUAAGGAGCUACAAAGUGCGUCAUAUAGUUGCUGGCAUGCCAGCAACAAUUCACACUGUGCCAAGUCAUGUGAAGAUUGUCUUCUUCAAAGAUUUAAGGCCCCGGUCCGACCACUUGAUAUGUGUAGCAGCUGUUUACAAGCGAGGAAAAAGUGCCGAAGUAUGCAAAAAGCAGAAAACACAUGCAGCUCCCAUCCCUCAAUGGAUUCACAGCCGCUGCAGAAUAUUCUGGUAUACUCCCUGCUGAGAUUUUACUAGUCUAAAAGCCUGAAUCUUUG